Chrysemys picta bellii (western painted turtle) is the source of this 3966-nucleotide messenger RNA. NCBI's taxonomy places the organism in Eukaryota, Metazoa, Chordata, Testudines, Emydidae. The record is from RefSeq and is a predicted model, not a curated record.
CAGCGCGUAGACUGCCCUGUGAGCGCCCUGCGUGACCCGGGGCACGGGGGGCUCGGCGCUGCCCAGAUGUGGGGACCGGGCCUCUGCUGGCGCAGACCGGCUGGGUGCUAAGCGAGGGGCCCUAUGAGCACCUAUCGCGGAACCCUAAGCCAGGUGGAGGCAGCUGUCAGCCACCCCGGGGCAGGUGUGUCCCCCGCCCCAGCGGCAGGCUGUGGGGGUUUGCUAGCGCCAGCCCGCCUGAGGCGGGGACAAGGGUGCUCUGUUCGCAGCGCCUCAGAGGUGGGGCUGGCAGAGAGGGGAAAGGACAUCCUUCCCCAGGAACAUCAUGGAGACAGGCCAGGCUGGGUGGAUAGUUUAGGAUGGAGAGAAAUUUCUCUGCCUUUCCCCAUAUGAUGGGGUGGCCAGACUGCAGUGUGUGAGCUUUAUUUACUAUGUAGCUCUUUUACCAUUAAAGUGUGACUCAUGGAUUCCCCCCAUAUAUCCCUCGGGGCUUCUCCCCUGUGGUGGGGAGAGCUCGGGGCUUUUGCCAGAUAUAACUGGUGCUGGCUGAGGAGGUGAGGGGGGGCACAAUUUAAAGGUUAACCUCCUGCCCCAAGCUUGAGUCAGGUCCCACCAGACAUGCUUCCCCUCUUAUCCUCAGUGGCCCUUCCCUGCAGCUCCCAAGUGUUAGCUCCCUGUGGAAAGAUAAUGGCAAACAGGUAGGAGCUGCAGGGAGAGGCCUCCCUGCUUUAGCUCUACAAAGAGAGGCAGCAGCUUUUCCUGCUGCGCCCAGCUGUUUGCUGCUGCCUUUCACCAUGGCCACAGCUCUCGAGCUCCAGCAGCUGCACUGCAGGGAGGAGGCCUGGCAGCACCAUGUGACUGAGCUGGUCCAGCAAACCCUGGCAAAAAUCUGGGGGGUUGUGUGACCCCCCCCCAUGCCCUUCCCCCAUGCAUUGCCUCUGGCUUCUGCCAAUAGGGAGAGGGGUCUCGGGGCUUCAGCCCUGCCGGAUAUGUCUGCCAGGUCUUGGGGCUGAAGCCCCAAGCCCCGUCAGUUACACCCCGGCUCUCGAACUUCUGAAGAUUGUCAUAUCCUGCUCAGAGGGUCUCCCCCUGCCAUAUGAUGAACUACUUGACAAGUACCAAUUGGCCUGUCUCUACAACUGACCCUACAGCCUGUCUGUGUGGGCCUUCUGCUUUUUUGUUUACUCCAACUGUGAGAUACCAUGUGCGACUAAAAUGUUUUUGAGGUAGUUUCACUUAAUGAGGUUAUGGGAGAGAAGGAGCCAUGUCGGAAGAAGCUGUUAGUGAGACACACUUUUCUUUGAGGACAGCAGCUUUACGGGUAUUUGAUUUUCCCCUUUCCUGGUAUUAUUCUGUCAUCCAGGUAAAACUUUCCCCUGGGUUGAAGAAGCUGUUUGUAGUAACAGCAGUAAGUGCAGUUUCUGUAAUUUUUCUGGCCCAUCAUUUUAAAAGAAAACGUGGAAAGAAAAACACAAAAGUGUCACCAUGGGAGCCAGGCCAUCUUGUAUUAGAAUGUACUAAAACAGCUGCAUCAGAAAAAGGUUCCAGUUGUUCCAGUAGCAGACAAAACUUGACUCUUUCUUUGAGUUCAGCCAAAGAAAAAGGAUCUCAGUCUUGUAUUUAUGCAAAUGGAGGACUUUUCAGUAAAUAUUCUGGUUCAGUACAAAGUUUGGCCUCGGUCCAAAGUGUCACCUCCUCUCACAGUUGUGCUUGUGCCAAUUCCAGUUCCUGGGACAAAGCAGAUGAAGAUAUUAAACUUGUAAAUAUUCCAGUGACCACACCUGAAAACUUAUACUUGAUGGGUAUGGAGCUUUUUGAAGAGGCACUACGUCGAUGGGAGCAGGCACUGACUUUCCGUAGCAGACAGGCUGAAGAUGAAGCAAAUUGUAGUUCCAUCAAACUAGGAGCAGGAGAUGCCAUUGCAGAAGAGAGUGUAGAAGAUAUCAUUAGUGCUGAAUUCAUUCAUAAGCUUGAAUCCCUGCUUCAAAGAGCUUAUCGUCUUCAGGAGGAGUUUGAGGCAACCCUUGGGGCAUCUGAUCCUUCUUCCCUAGCUAAUGAUAUUGAUAAAGAUACCGAUAUAACUGUGAAGGAUAACACACAAGAUUUCUGUCUGCGAGAUACACUGAGCAUUGCAUCAACAGACUCCUUUGUUUCAGCAGCUGAGCUUACUGAACACAGAGAGAUCCGAAAUACCUAUGGUCUAGAGUCUCUUUGCCAUUGUCCAUUAUAUGAAGAAGCUAUGCACUUAGCAGAAGAGGGCAAAAUUUAUUCCAGAAUAUUAAGGACUGAAAUGUUGGAGUGUUUGGGGGACAGUGACUUUCUUGCUAAGCUUCACUGUAUUCGACAGGCUUUUCAGGUCUGUAUUGCCUGGAAAUUUUUCCAGGUAAUUCUUUCAGAAACAGCUAACAGAAUAUUUCUUGCUGAGAGUGGAAGAAAAAUUUUGUCUGCUUUAAUUGUGAGAGCUCGAAAGAAUCCAAAGAAAUUUGAAGAGGUCUUUGAUGAAAUGAUACAUUUUUUAGAGCAAACAGACCACUGGGAUAAUACUGAAAUGGAACUUGCUGCCAGGGGGGUGAAAAAUCUAAAUUUUUACGACAUUGUUCUGGACUUUAUAUUAAUGGAUUCCUUUGAAGAUUUAGAGAAUCCACCCACAUCUAUACAGAACGUAGUAAACAACCGCUGGCUAAAUUCCUCUUUUAAAGAAACUGCUGUGGCUUCAAGCUGCUGGUCAGUACUGAAGCAAAAAAGGCAGCAAAUGAAGGUACCUGAUGGUUUUUUUGCACACUUCUAUGCCAUCUGUGAGCAUGUCAGUCCUGUUUUGGCAUGGGGCUUUUUGGGACCUAGAAACUCUCUUUAUGAUUUAUGCUGCUUCUUUAAGGAUCAAGUUCUUUACUUCCUCAAAGACAUUUUUGACUUUGAAAAGGUGCGAUAUUCAACUAUGGAGAAUUUAGCUGAAGAUCUUAUGCAAUUGCUAAUGCGUCGCACUGAACUUUUAAUGGCCUACCUUGGAGCCGAUUCACUACGGCAUGUCAGUGGUUGCAUAAAUGGUCAUGGACACAUCGUGGCCAAUGGGCUUUUGGAAGAAAAAGUACAAUAAGCUUAAAAAACCUAAAUUGAGUGCACCUUGCCUUUUUUCCCCCUCCAAUGCUGUCAUUGCUAUUUUUGAGCAAACAUCUGAAUAUGUAACUGUGUUGCUAAAUAUGGAAUGGACUCAGGGAGAUUUAAAAAAUAAAAUAGGAAAAGAACUGGUGAGCAUAUUACAGUAUAUAUACCUAAAUUUAAAAUCACAGCUCAACUAUCUCUGUAUUUAUAUAUAAUGUACCCCAAAGUUUUUUUCUGCAAUAUUUGGAUAAAAUUUAUUUAUGAAAUACUGUACAUUUGCCACAGAUAUUAUGUGAUAUGUGGUAUAUGGAGUUAUUAGAUGAGUUUGUCUUUAAGCCUUAUUAUAUGAAAUGUUCAGUACAAACUCUGCAAUGUGUUUUAUGUCUAGAAAGUGUUUCAGCCAAGAUAUACACAUCUUUCAACUUAUUAUGUGAUACACCUGCCCCUUCCCCCCCCCCAAAAAAAACACCUUUACAAAAUAUUUAACUACGCUCUAAAAUUGUGUAUGUGUAUGUAAGCAGUCAUUUUGUAUUGAAACAUAAUGGAGUGAAUGCAGUCACCAUUUGGGCAGGUGAAAAUAACACGAAAAACUCAAUGCUAAUUGGUGUUGGCUUAAAAUAUGUAAAUACAUCAUCACUGAAGUUGACAUUUGAAAUCACUAGUGUGAGAUCACUGUUUGGUAUAUUCUAAAAGUAGUGACAGUUUUUUCAGGUUAAUUAAUUGGUGUAAAACCCAUCUUUCUAGGUUUUUAAAAUGAUGCGGUUAUGAAUAAACUAGUAUCAUUCUUGGUUCAAAUGUAGCAUUUUAACUAUAUUUUAAAGUGAGGCUGUAUGAUAAAACCUAAAGACAUGUUGUUUCUCAAUUAAA